GUCAUGUGGCGGUCGCGGCCCAGCACGAUGGCAGGCGGUCGGCUGCUCCCUCACUGACGCUCGCCCCGCCACCCCGCUCCUCCAGGUGACCAGCAGCCCAGCCCCCGCGAACACUGCUCUUGAACAUGACUCAUGGGGAAGAGCUGGUCUCCGACGUGCCCCAGGAUUCUAUCGUUCUAACUGACCUCGAAGGGUCCCUCAUGCAGCAGGCGGCCGAGGGCGCGGGCACCGGCGUGGACAGGGAGGCCGCGGCGCGCGAUGCCGAGGCCCGCAGCGGGCACGUGUCGCGCGCGCUCCCGGCCUGCGUGGGCGGCCCCGGCCCCGGCGUGCUGCACCUGCGCAAAGCCCGGCUGCUGCAGUCCGCGGAGGACUGGGACGCGGCCAAGCGCCGGCGGCUGUCGGACUCCCUCGUGAACCUGAACGCGAAGAAGGAGGCGCUGCUGGCCGGCGUGGUGGACGGCGUGCCCAAAGGCAAACAGGACAGCACGCUGCUGGCCUCCUUGCUGCAGUCGUUCAGCUCCCGGCUGCAGACCGUGGCGCUGUCGCAGCAGAUCCGGCAGAGCCUCAAGGAGCAGGGCUACGCCCUCAGCCACGAGGCUCUCAAAGUGGAGAGGGAUUUACGGUGCUACGGGGUCGCCUCGAGUCACUUGAAAACGCUCUUGAAGAAGAGCAGAGCGAAAGAUCAAAAGCCCGACGCCAGUCUUCCCGACGCCACUAACCACCUCAUCCGGGAGAGGUUCGCGGAGUCCCCGCACCCGAUGGGACAGGGGGCGGCGACGAAGGUCAUGAGCGAGCCCUUGUCCUGCGCGGCGCGGCUGCAGGCUGUGGCGAGCAUGGUGGAGAAGAGGACCAGCCCGGCCACGUCCCCCAAGCCCAGCGUCGCCUGCAGCCAGCUGGCCUUGCUCCUCUCCAGCGAAGCGCACCUGCAGCAGUAUUCUCGGGAACACGCCUUGAAAGCGCAGAGCGCGAACCAGGUGGCGAGCGAACGGCUGGCCGCCAUGGCCCGGUUACAGGAGAACGGCCACAAGGAGGUGGGCGGGUUCCCGCUCCCCAAAGGGAUGGCGGGCCACCUGAAUGGCCAGGCCAGAACGUCCUCCAGCAAGCUGGUGGCGGGCAAAAGUGCCCCGUUUCCCAGCCCCAUGGGCAUCGUCCCCUCUUCCCCCAAAAACGCAGGCUGCAAGAAUUCGCAGGAGAGAAACAGCAUCAAACAAGCCGCGAGUAACAGCUUGCUCCUGCAUCUUCUCAAAAGCCAGACCAUCCCUACGCCUCUGAACGGCCACAGUCACAGCGAGCGAGGAAGCGGGUUCGGGGACAGCGGCACCCCCACAACCAUCGACGAAUACUCGGAUCACAACCCCAGUUUCACGGACGACAGCAGCGGCGACGAAAGCACGUGCUCCGACUGUGUGCCCAUAGACUUGUCCUGCAAGCACAGGAUGGACAAGGCCGAGCCCGACCCCCCCGUGUCCCUGGAGAACUUGACGCAGUCCCUGCUGAACACUUGGGACCCCAAAGUCCCCGGCAUGGACAUCAGGGACGAUCAAGAUACCUCAAAGAACGCGAAGCUGAAUUCCCACCAGAAGGUGACGCUGCUUCAGCUGCUCCUGGGCCAUAAGAGUGAGGACGGCCUGGAGCGAAGCAGCCCCCAGGAGGCGCAGAGCGACGGGAGGAAGUUCAGCGGGCAGACCUGCGCCAGGACGUCGGUGAUCGAGAGCCCGGGCGCGCACAGGGCCACGCCGGGGAGCUCGCCGCCCUUGCUGGCGUCCUCCAAGGCCGAGUCCCCCAUCAACCUGUCCCAGCAUUCCCUGGUCAUCAGGUGGAGCUCCCCGCCCUACGCCUGCGCCACUCAGCCUGAAAAGCCGCCGAACCCCACCCCGAGCCACCUGAUGGAUCUUACCAAAAGCAGAGAGGCGCCGCCCGGGGAGAACCCGGUCCAGAAUGAAGACGCGCAGAACCCGGCGACCUUCAGCGCCAGCAAACUGCUGCAGAACCUGGCCCAGUGCGGCCUGCAGGCCUCCGGCGGCGACGAGCGGCGGCCCGGCGCCCAGCUCUGCCUGAGCGCGGGGGUGGCCGACAGGCUGAGCAGCCCGCUGCGCUCCGGCCGCACCGCCGCCCUGGAAGAGAGCAAGGCCUUGGGCAGUCCGGCCGCGGGCUGCGAGCCCAGGCUUUCAGGUUCGGAAAUCGAAAAUCUGCUGGAACGACGCACGGUGCUCCAGCUGCUCCUGGGGAACCCCAACAAAGGAAAGAGCGACCCCAAGGAGAAGGCGCCCGUGCGCGACGAGAGCGCUCAGGAACCUGCCGACCGCGCUCUGGGCGAACAGGUCCUGAUGGUGAAAAUCAAGGCGGAGCCCUGCGAGGACCUGCAGGAGGCGAGCGCGCACCUGAGCCCCGAGGCGGAGCGCGCCCCCUUCCCGGGUGCGGCGCCCCCGGCGGCGGCGCAGAGAAGUGCGGCCGCCUUGCCAGGUCCCGGGGACUUCAAGGCGGAGCCCGCGUCCCCUCAGGACUUCUCCUUCUCCAAGAACGGCCUGCUGAGCCGGCUGCUGAGGCAGAACCAGGACAGUUACCUGCCCGACGAGCUCGGACUCGACAGCAGCCCGCGGGGCGGCGAGCUGGCGCUGCUGGAGUCCAAGAACCUCUGCGUGGUCCCCAAGAAAAGGAAGCUUUACCCCGAGCCCUUGGAAAACCCGUUUAAAAGGAUGAGAAACCACGCCGCCGAGGCUGCCCACAGUCACGGCGCCCCGGACGCGCUCCACGGGCCCCUGAUGAGCCAGCCAGAGCUGAAAUUCAGCAGGAGCGACCUGGAGUUCAAACACCCUUCGGGCCUCGGCGCGCCCGGCGAGAGCGAGCACCGCAGCUGGGCCAGAGAGAGCAAGAGCUUCAACGUCCUGAAGCAGCUGCUGCUGUCGGAAAACUGCCUGAAGGACCUGUCCCAGCACAGGAGCAGCUCCGCCGUCGAGGCGCGAAAGAAGGGGCACAGACACGGAAGCGGUAGCAAACCCGACUUCAGCGUGUCUUCUUUAAACGGGCUGAUGUACGGUUCUGCCCAGCCGGGCGGCUGCAUGGAUAACAGGACAUUUCCGUACCCCGGAGCAGGAAAGACUCCUGGGAGCCCCCCUUUUCCUGAGCCCGUGGGCUGUGGGGGGUCUAGACCGGAGUCGGGGCGUUUGAAUGGGUGUUCCCUGCCCGGUGACAAGGGGCCCAUUAAGUGGGUCAUCGCAGACGUGGACAAGAACGAGUAUGAGAAGGACUCCCCGAGACUGACCAAAACCAACCCGAUACUGUAUUACAUGCUCCAGAAAGGGGGCAGCUCUGUCACCCGGCGGGAAGCACAGGACAGGGAUGUGUGGAGGGGGCCGGCGGCUGAGCAUGUCUCUCAGGUCACCGUCAAAGAGGAGCUACUGCCCCCCGCGGACACACCAGCCGCCUUCUUCCCCCUGAGGAGCCCGUACAGCAGCCAUCUGGGGGGCCGCGCCUCCUGCUCCCCCAGCGCCAACGGAGACGUGUGCGGGCCUCUGGGCAAUGUGCUGACGAUAAAAAAAGAGUCAGAAUGAAACGCACCUGCCUUGCAGCUCGUCGCUUCCCCCCAGGACUUCGUACGGACCUGAGAUCUGUAUCCAUAAGAGCAUGAGUUGAGCAACGCAUGGUGUACUUGACACUUUUCUUUCAUUGGGGGGCGUCUGGGUUCCUGGUGACGUUUCCGCGCGCACCCCGCUUUGUGCCCUCCGUCCGAGUUCACGAGGAAACCCCGAACGGGCAGUGGGUUGUGUGUUCUGUGUGCGUCAGGCGGCAACUGUGAGUAGCCUGGGCAUGAGUGUCUCGGUCCCCAGAUGCUAGGCAGCCAUUGAAACGCACAUCUCCAUCCACCUGGAUACAUGCGCUUUGCUGUCUGUGUGAGGGUAGCUGGCUUUUCAGAAGGCAGCCAACCUAACGUUUUUUAAAAGUUCAAAUUGUUCAGUGACUUUGAAGUUUAAUUAUUGAAUAAAAUACCUAGUGCCGAUUCACUUUUCAUGAUCCAAUUCAAAAAUAAAUUGGAAAAAAAUGGGCUG
Messenger RNA from Molossus molossus (Pallas's mastiff bat), 4046 nucleotides. It is a transcript of the gene NRIP1, whose product is annotated as nuclear receptor interacting protein 1. The record is from RefSeq and is a predicted model, not a curated record. Gene Ontology annotation, biological process: regulation of transcription by RNA polymerase II. Gene Ontology annotation, cellular component: nucleus. The coding region runs from base 126 to 3551 and encodes 1141 amino acids. Gene Ontology annotation, molecular function: signaling receptor binding; transcription coregulator activity. The transcript has a single exon. NCBI's taxonomy places the organism in Eukaryota, Metazoa, Chordata, Mammalia, Chiroptera, Molossidae.